GAUCAGGACGUAUAAAACCCCCUGAAGGACAUCCCUCCAUCACUCCAUCACUCCCCGGCUCCCUGCGCGCCCCCUGCGCCCGCGCUCCCGACGACCCCAGAGGCUCCAGCGCUCGCGACCUCAGCGACAGGAUGGUGCGGAUGUCCCACCUGGCGUGCGGCGCGCUCCUGCUGCUGCACGCGCUCGCCUGCGCGCUCGCUCUCCCCGUGCCCGCGCCCGCGCCCGAGAGGGGGAACGGCAACAGGUACAAAGCGGCGGCGGGAUGGCUGGAGAAAUCUCAUGUCGGGGUCCUGAAGAAAAGGGGGAGGUCAUCUCAUGUUAAGGACACACUGAUCGAUGAGUCCCAAGUAAAGGGUCACCCUGGCAGGAUGGUACUCUCUGGCAAUGGCACUCAGUCUUGGUCACGACCACGCUGUGGCGUGCCAGACUUCCCGGAUCGUGAAGGACCGCUGCGGCAGAGGCGCUUUGUGCUCUUUGGAGAGCGCUGGCCAAAGACUGACCUCACCUACAGGAUUUUGCGCUACCCGUGGCAGCAUAUGUCCCGGGACAAAGUGCGGAGCGUCCUGCAGGAGGCGCUGCGUGUUUGGAGUGACGUCACCCCGCUUACCUUCACCGAGGUCAACAGCGGCAAGGCCGACAUUGUCAUCGACUUUGCCAGGUACUGGCACGGAGACAAUCUGCCCUUUGAUGGUCCAGGAGGCAUCCUUGCUCAUGCCUUUUUUCCUCGAACACAACGUGAGGGGGACAUUCAUUUUGACUUUGAUGAGAUCUGGACCGUGGGGAACAACAUGGGCACAGACCUUCUCCAAGUCGCUGCCCAUGAGUUUGGCCAUGUUCUGGGCCUGCAGCACUCCCUGGAGCCCGGGGCCAUCAUGUCACCAUUCUACACCUUCACCUACCCGCUGGAACUGAGUGAGGAUGACAAAAGGGGUAUCCAGUACCUGUACGGUACUCGCCCACAACCCACCGUGCUGCUGCCCAUCACCACAGAGACCAAUGAGAUUGCGUUCUCUGCGGAGGGCAGGGGUAAAGCGGACAGGCCAGCCACGCACUCCUCACAGCCCAACGCAUGUUACACGGACUUCGACGCUGUGUCCAUGAUCCGUGGGGAGCUCUUCUUCUUCAGGUCCCGCUAUGUGUGGCGCAUCCGCAAUGGGCAGCUGCAGGAUGGGUACCCGGCACUAGCAUCCCGCCACUGGGCAGGUAUCCCCGAAAGUGUGGACGCCGCCUUCGAAGACAAGACUGGGAACAUUUGGUUCUUCCAAGCUGGCAGCUACUGGGUCUAUGACGCCGAACGGCAGAUCGCUGGCCCCCUCUCAGUGCGUAGCCUGGGCCUUCCUGUCACCCACAUCCAGGCUGCUGUCAUGUUGGGUGAGCACAAGGAUAGGGUCUGCUUCUUCAAACAGGACAGCUACUGGCUCUUCAGCCCACAGGACCAUCGUGUGGAGGAUACCCAACCCCGUAGCAUCCAGGAGUGGCAGGGAGUGCCCAAUGACCUUGAUGCUGCCUUCCAGGACCGCUAUGGAUAUGCCCACUUUCUCCGAGGGAGACAGUACUGGAAGUUUGACCCCGUGGAAAGGAAAGUGCUGGAAGGAUAUCCUCGCUAUAUUGGAAUGGACUUUUUUGGCUGUCGAGCACCUUAAUCGAUGCUGAAACUGUGGCGUGAACCAAGCACAUGGAGGUGCCGUCGUAAUGUUUGUCGCCAUCUGGUGCUAACACCUUACAACUGACACAGUGAAGCGUCCUGGAAAGUCCCUGUGAGGCGAUCAUGUUAAACCUUUGGUGGCCCAAGAUCCCCAGUGACCAUCUCACUUUGUUCUCAACAGCAACACUGUGAAUCGUCUUUCUGAUCUCCUGUGAUGGUAUAGAUGAUGUUCACAUUCAUAUUCAUUCCCUCCAUAUCUGUAGGAGGCCUUCAAGUAAAAUGUAUCUUCAUUAUUAAGGACAAAAUACAUUUUUUACAAUAGUAGUUAAGAAUGCACAUGAUUUAUACAAAAUUUGAAGAUUUCAAGUGAAAGUGCUUUUCUAUUGAUGUCUUCUUCUCAGGAAAAAUGAAUAUUUGACUAUGUACCUCUCAUCUUAGUGU
Scleropages formosus (Asian bonytongue) is the source of this 2086-nucleotide messenger RNA. RefSeq names its product matrix metallopeptidase 11a (gene mmp11a). Gene Ontology annotation, molecular function: metalloendopeptidase activity; zinc ion binding. NCBI's taxonomy places the organism in Eukaryota, Metazoa, Chordata, Actinopteri, Osteoglossiformes, Osteoglossidae. Bases 132 to 1643 code for a protein of 503 amino acids. Gene Ontology annotation, biological process: collagen catabolic process; extracellular matrix organization; proteolysis. The transcript has 8 exons. Gene Ontology annotation, cellular component: extracellular matrix. The record is from RefSeq and is a predicted model, not a curated record.